AUGAAAGGUUCCUGUUGUAUGAACUGUCUCUUUCUAUGUUUCUUCCUUCUCCUGCCUUCAGCGGCAGCAUGGAGUAAGGAAAUUUUCGUCUCACCGAAUGGUAACGACUCGUUGAAAUGCGGUGCACACGAUCAGCCUUGCAAGUCCAUCGACAAAGCUUUCGACGUAGCUUUGUUUGGCGGUGCUAAUUCAACGUUGAUCAACGUAAAAAGCGGAAAUUACACCAUGGCAAAGAGCUUCAACCUCACUAACGUGGAUACCUUCGCUCUUGUUGGCGACGAGGACUUUGGAUCAGGCAAGGUAAGAAUUACUUGCGAGCCAGAAGUAAGCAUUUCGUUCGUUCUUUGUGAAAAUAUUAUUUUCGAAAGAAUACAGCUGCACAGAUGUGGUGGAUGGCGAGAAAGUACCGCGGGAGCAAACGAGUCGGUUCCCAUCGGACCCGGUAACCGAGGUGUUCUGUUUAGGACCGUUUUAGACUUUCGAUAUUGUAGAAACGCGCGGUUCACCAAUGUUGAGGUGUCAAACUCGCCAGGGGUUGGAAUAAACUUCUUCAAUGUUGGAGGCAUUUUGAACUUAACGAACUGUGCAUUCACCGACAAUAAAGGCGCAAACUACAACGAGUCCAACAGGCCGCUACAAGCCCCAUUCAUUGGAGAUGAAUAUUUGCUUUCAGGAGGUGGGGUUAUUUUGACUCUUAGCGUGUACGAAUACAAUGUCUUAAACGUCACACCGAGCCAACAAGACUCGUUCCAACACAAAAACAGCUACAUCUUCUCGAGCUGCACAUUUCUCGGAAAUGAGGCGAUCGGAUGGAAUAUUAGUAGUAUCUUUGAUCAGAAGAAGGAUCCCGGUCGAUCAGAAUUUAGCUUAGGUGCAGGAUUGGCGAUAAAUUUCAAAGGCAAUGCCAGCGGCUGCAAUAUUCAAAUUCAGUCUUGCUCAUUUACUGAUAAUAGGGCAAUAUGGGGAGGAGCUCUUAACGUCGAAAUAAGAGAUCAUGUGAAAAGGAAUCGUUUCAUGAUAACGAACACUUCAUUUCAUGACAAUUUUGGGAAACUCGCCGGCGGGGGUGUUCGGAUUGGCAAUUUACAAACACGGGCCACAGUGGACACUAUGAAUACAUUUAUCUUUGAUAAGAACUGUGUAUUCACAAACAACACAGCCAUUUGGGGCGGUGGUGUGUCACUGUAUGGAAGACCUAUAUGGGGCUCUUCCAAUACGGAGACUCACUUUUUGGGGAUGUUCAACCUUUGUAUCUGGCGAGACAACAAAGCAACAGUGGGAUCCGCAAUAGCGGUCAUGCUUGACAGAAAACAGGAAGUCCAGGUUGAUUCGGGAAUUCCAAUCUCGAUCAGCUUCAAAGACUGCACGUUUACAGGGAACCAAGUUGUCGUUUUAGAUGAAGGUGUUAUGAUAGGCGAAGGUGCAUUGUACAGUGAUGGGGUAAUCCUUAACUUCCAAGGGAAAACUUUGUUUAUAAACAAUACGAACACGGCAUUGUCCUUGGAUGGGUCGGUAACAAACAUAAGCGAUCAUGUCAAUUUUAUCAAUAAUCAUGGCUACAGAGGAGGGGCCUUGGCAAUGCGUGGCUAUUCAAAAAUUAUUUUUCAGAAGAAUUCGACCUUAUCUUUUUACAACAAUUCGUGUGACCACAAAGGAGGAGCAAUGUACAUCGAAACUGCUGGAUCUCCAAUGGUGGCUUUCAACGCAACUGGUGUGGACAUUCAUGAUUGCUUUUUCGGAUACCAAGACACACGAGACUUUCAAUACUGGAAUACCUCUGUAAUUUUUCAAGGCAAUAAAGCAGUUGAUGACAAAAAAGGAAACUCAAUAUACGCAACAACUCUUAAAAACUGUCGGCGGCCUGGUGAGUCUCGGAAAGACAACACAGUGCUGAAAUGGAAAUUCAUCAAUUUCAAAACUUUAGAUGGUAAGAUUUCCUCGAGAAAGAACGAAGUAAUAACUGAUGCUGUAGAACUACAUUUUGAUCGGAAAGAUUGGAAAGUUGCUCCAGGACAAGUAUUUAACGCAACAUUAAGGUUAGUGGACGAGAUAGGGAACACCGUCGUUGGAAUUGUGGACAUUGAUAUCCAUGUUCCUGAAAAAGCACCAGCAGUUAAACUUGGAACUACCUCUACGCUCUUUCUAGCUGACGGACAAAUAUCUUCUCUAAGUCUGACUGGAAAGCCAGAGAGUGUGUUCACGGUGGUUAUGCACUACAUGGCAAGAGAACUGUUACAGGAAAGCAUUGUAAACGUCUCUUUGCAGAGAUGCCACGCAGGCUUCUCUUAUGACGAAACCACUCAGAAUUGCGUUUGCAUGAAAUCUCCAGGAAUAGCACGGUGUGACUUACAUGACAAAAAGACUGUUUACCUGAAGAAAGGAUAUUGGGCUGGGAAAGCGAGCGAUAUUAAUUUCACAACACAUCUCUGCCCCGACGGAUACUGUACCACUCACAAGUCCAUAUUUCCUUCUGAGUACAAGUACAACGGAACAGUGUGCAAAAAGGGCAGAAACCAGACGAGUGUACUUUGUGGCCAAUGCGAGCGUGGUUACAGUAUCAUGUUUGUGAGCGAACAAUGCUCACCCGAUUGCUCUGAUAAAUGGCUAUGGAUGAUUUUUGUCUAUGUAAUAGCCCUCAUCAUAGUUACUUGCUUCGUGUUGUUGGUUAAUCCGAAUCUGUCAGGGGGACACCUAAAUGCUUGUUUGUACUCAUAUCAAAUCAUGAAAAAACUCACUCCAGAAGGGUUUACUUUCGAUUCUUUUAUUGAAUUUCUCAUCGGACUGACUAACUUUCAACUUGGAGGUAGACGUGGCGUUUGUCUCGCGGCUGGUUUAAGCAAUGUUGACAAGCUGGCCAUAUCGGCUCUGUUUCCAAUCGCUGAAAUCCUUCUGAUAUUGCCUUUAUUAAGAUGGGUGUUGAUUAUAACUUGGAGCAGGGGGUUGGACAGGCUAGUUAACAGACUGAACGACAGAGAGCGUUGUCUUUGUGGCUGUUUCUGUCGAAACGCAGUUGCGAGCUGGCUGGAGUUCUUGUCUACUUCAUUCAGAGCACGUAUAGAGAAUGGAUUCGACCAUGCCUUCUUCACCGUUGUAGUUUUGUGCUAUGUCGACAUAACCAACAUUGCACUGCGUCUCUUGCAUUUCGUGAAGGUUGGUAGGCGGUGGGUGUUGUAUGAUGAUGGUAAUGUUAAAUUCUUUGACAGCUCUUUGCACGGUAUAUUCAUAAUCGGCGCUAUUUUCCUUCUGCUGUUCGUUAUUUACAUCCCGUUAAGACUUGUAAUCUGCCCGCAUAAGUCAAACUUGCGACUUGAAACUUUGCACGCUUGUCUCAAGCCUGGAUAUCGCUCUUUUGUGGCUUACUACCUUGUGUGUCGACUGGUGCUGCUACUAAUAAGCACUUUCAUGCCUACUAGCCCACUGAAAGCCUCGUUGUUGCUGUUCUUUUGCAUUUUCUUCAUGUUUGUCAUUGCAACUGUGAGGCCUUACACAGAAAGGGACCAUGGUGGCAAUGAAAACGAAGUUCUACAAGCGACAACGCAAAGUGGUAACAGGACUGUAGGAAGACAAAGAUCGAGAGAAGCAAGUCCAGGCAUCAUUGAAACUCCAUUUCCACAAGAACUAAUCCGUGUAGGUGCGGGUGGCAACCAAAUGGAAGAACAACAAACAGUGGCAAAUGAAGGCAAUGCUGAAGGAGAUCAAAAUCCGAGAGGAGAGGCAGAGGGUUCCCAGAAAAACCUGUACAUCAACGAGUCUGACCUGGUGAUCUUAAUGACGCUGAGUGCCAUUGGAGUUUUCAGUCUUGCCGCCAACACAGAGGUCUCCAAAAAUACUAAACUUGGUCUGCAGCGGUGGGUUAGGAUCUUGGCAUACGUCCCUCUGGUGAUGGCUUUGCUUCCCUACAUCUUCUAUUUACCACGCCUAGUACAGAGGUAUCGCUAUGAGAGAAGAGAGCAUCAAGUAACUGAGCAACAGGAUGUAUCAUUCAUGCCGCUCGAGCGUAGCCUCGUAUUACAAGAAGAUCGGUCAGGUGAGAACACUCCACUGAUAAGAACCAGAGAAGAUACAGAUUCUGACCAUGGUACAAGAUUUCAUACAGCCCACUCGAGCCUUCCAGUGUAGACGAGGUACGUCAUAGUUCCUAAGAUACUUAAACAACGUAUACUUUACUUACUUCCCUUUAAUCAAACGUUCUGUAAUUACGUACAGGCGCCAAUGUAGAUGGCGGAGAAAAAGGAAUUGAGGAAAGCUGUGAGGCACCUUUUACGGGGGCAAAGAGGAUACCUGCAUGAGAGCUAUAGAUUACAAUACAAUAUAAUACAAUAUUUAUUUGCCAUAUACGACAUUUACACAUGGAAAAAAAAAAAUGAAGAAAAUUGAUGACAGAAAAUAAAUGGCGAGAAAACCUGAAAGAAACCACGAGGCUUAUAACAAGUCAGGCUUUCUCACUUAAAAUAACUAAUCUUAUAUUAGAAUUACAAUAUGGACUUAUGGUAAUUAACUUUGACCGCGCACACGUACACACACACACGCACACACAUAUUAACUAAGUUAGUUAAGAAUUACUGCCUUACAGAAGCUAAUACUUAGAGAGAAGAAAUUCCUUAAGCUUUCUUUUAAAAGAAGCGGAGGAGGGAGAACUAGUUAUGUCAGAAUUUAACGAAUUAUAAAAGUUUGGACCUUGAAAGUAAAUUGAAAACUUCCUGGUGUUCGUUCUGCACAGUGGCAAACGGAAGGACUGAGCAUUCCUAGUAUUAUAAUUGUGGAUUUGACUAUUCAGUAAAAAAAAAAAGUUAUUGAAUUUGGAAGGGAGUGUAGAGUUCUUGAAUGAAAACAUAAAAGUACCUAAUUGAAACGAAUGGAUAUCAUGAAAUUUUAAGAGUUUAAGUUCCUUUAAAAUAGGGCCAGUAUGGGCAAUGUAUGUAGAAUUGCUUACUAUUCUUAACGCACGUUUCUGUAAGGUUACAAUUCUUUGAAGGUUUGACUUAUAGGUACCAGCCCAAGCUAAAUUGCAAUAAUACAAAUAUGGAAGGAUCAUAGAAUUGUAUAAAGUACGAAGGGAGUGAGUAGAGAGAAAAAACCUAGAUUUAUGAAUAAUACCUAUAGAUUUGGAUAAUUUAUUUGCUGUUAAGGAUAUAUGCGAUUUCCAGGUCAAAUUGUCAUCUAAUAAAACACCCAAAAACAUGGUCUCAGAAACACGAAGAAUAGGCUGCUCAUUUAUGAAAACUUGAAAUUCAAAGGAUUGCUUCUUUUGCCAAGGCUUGAAUACCAUAAAAUUAGUCUUGGCUAAAUUCAAGGAGAGCCGGUUUGCUGCAAACCAGGUUGACAAUUUGUUUAAUUCUCUAUUUAAUGUGUUAAUUAGGUAAACAGGGUCAUUAUGGGAGAUAAAUAAGUUUGUAUCAUCAGCAAACAAGAUUGCAUCAAGCAGGGAAGCAUUGUUCAAAUCAUUAAUUCAUUAAUAGAUUAAGAACAACUUUACCAUCCCUCUGAAUCUGAUUACUGCACACGGUGCUUUCGACCUUUCUGAUCCUCGCAGUACUUCAUAUGCAGGAUAUUUAUCCCAUACGAGCCUUUAAUGAGCAGUCUGGGUCGUAGCUUGCUUCAAAGUUUUCUUACUUGCUGGUAUCGGACUUUGCCUUCCCCUUCCCAACUGAUGACUUGAAAAAAUUAAGUUAUCUCUAUCAGUCUUACCACGCGGCUGGGGUGCAACAGUGCUUGGGAGCGUGUGGAAAGAAUGAUUCAUAACUUCUGGAAAUCAUUGUCGAGAUCAUUAUUUUACUUGUAAUGGCAGGUACUUUUGCCAUUCUUCAGAGUAACGUAUCUCAUAGCUCACAAAAGAGCUCCGUGUGGCUCAGUAGCAAAGUAACGCCCCUUAAAAUGGAAAGUCUGAGGUUCGAAUCUUUGUUCGUUUAUGUGACGAUCGAGCUUGAAAUUUGCUGUUUAAUUUCUAUCUGCGGAAGCAGUUACAGUAGGACUCUUGCGUAGUGGCAGUAUCACUACAUAAUUACCUUCAAUAUUUUUGAAAUAUCUAUACUAAUUUUGAUUUCCUCCUUUGUUUCCCUUUUUGUUGCCAGAGGUGAAAUUGUACUUAGCUACGAAUUUAGAAGCAGACGAGUCACUGAUGUGCAACAAAGAUUUGAAUAGUGUCUAUCGUAGUUGA
Messenger RNA from Pocillopora meandrina, 6157 nucleotides. Lineage: Eukaryota; Metazoa; Cnidaria; Anthozoa; Scleractinia; Pocilloporidae. The record is from the annotation of a GenBank genome assembly.